AUGGGCGACUUUGAAUAUUACGACCGAAACAUAGCCCCGUUGUUUCCCUCUAGCUCAUCGGACCUUUAUGCUCUCGAUGAGAAUGAACUAUGGUGGAUUGGUCAUUUCGAAUACCUGAAAGAGCACGGUUAUAUGAUGCGGCCCAGAUAUCGUCCUGGUUGGAAACCCUCCUACAAGCAUGGAAUACUUGAACCACUGUUUUCUGAAGACGGACAAAGCAUGCUUCAUCCCUAUGUCAUGGAUGCCCUUCGCAUCUCGGAUUCUUACAUGGUUGCUAUGAAACGCGUCAAGGGUUCUACCGGUGAGGAAAACAUCGCCAGUUUCUUCUCGAACGAAGAACACAACACGAAUCCUCGCAAUCGUUGUAUUCGCGUUCUGGAAGUCUUACCGAUCCCGGGAAAUGACGAUGAAAAAAUUAUAGUCAUGCCAUGGUUGCGGAAGGUCAUGGAUCCUCGGUUCAGAACAAUCGGAGAAGCUGUUCAGUUUUUCCAAGAGAUCAUCCAAGCGCGUAACCGUAUCAUGGGACACAUUCGGUCUCUGACUUAUUUCUUUAGGGAUUGCGCGAGGAACAACAUGGGCAUGGAUGCUAAUGCAAUGUUCACUCGCCAGUAUCAUCCCAUCAAACCAAAGAAAAGGCAUAAUUGGAGCGGAAGGGCACUCCACCACUCUCGUACUCGCUGUCCCCCUACAUACUUUUUGAUUGACUUUGGACAAUCUCGAAUGUACAACCCUUCGCAGCCACGUCCAUCAGAAUAUGCAUUGAAAUCGGGCGGUUAUACCCCUCCAGAGGGAGAUGCAGAUAUUCCGUGCGAUCCUUUUGCCACUGACGUUUACAUUCUGGGCACCAUGAUACGGACUUCUUUUCUCGAUGGUGAUUCCGAUUCCUAUAAACCUGGAGUGCAUGGGUUUGAAUUUCUCAGACCACUUGUCAAUGAUAUGAUCGCAGAUGAUCCCUCCAACCGUCCUACUAUGACUGAAGUCUCAUCACGAUUUUUUGAUCUCGUUAGGAAGCUACCAUGGUGGAAAUUACGCUCUCGAGCGGUCCAGAAAGAUGAAUUCUUUGCCACACCCUUUCGAGCAGUCUAUCAUCUCUUCUGGACAGCUUCGAUGAUGCUACUUCUAAAGCCUGCCAUUCCAUCACCGAAGUCUCUUCAUUAA
Messenger RNA from Lentinula edodes (shiitake mushroom), 1158 nucleotides. RefSeq lists its product as uncharacterized. The record is from RefSeq and is a predicted model, not a curated record. Bases 1 to 1158 code for a protein of 385 amino acids. The transcript is spliced from 4 exons. Lineage: Eukaryota; Fungi; Basidiomycota; Agaricomycetes; Agaricales; Omphalotaceae.